Molecule: messenger RNA, 3120 nt
Organism: Arachis ipaensis
Lineage: Eukaryota; Viridiplantae; Streptophyta; Magnoliopsida; Fabales; Fabaceae
Source: RefSeq, a predicted model, not a curated record
AAAGUUUAGAAUGUAGAUAUAUUUGUAUGUUUAAAAUAAAAAAGUAGUAAUAGUAUAGUUUUGAACGGAAUUGAAGUUGUUGUGAUGAGAAGUUGUGGGUUGUAUUGCAAUCUAUAUAUAGCAAAAUGGAAAGAGAGAAGCGAGCGAUAUGUACGGAAAUAAACAAGCCUAAGACUGAGCUUCGUUUCCGACAAACUCAGCUCGAUCUUCUCCUUAUCCUUCUUCUUCCUCCUCCUUCCAAAUUGCUCCACAAUUCGAUCAUCGCCGCAUGCAUACUCUUCUUUUUUGAUCCAUUUUCGGCUAUGGCAUGUGAAAGAGCCUCCAUUGUUGUUAUUAAUCCAUAGGUUGAACUUGAACGGUGAAAUCAAUUCAUGGUUCGAUCCAAACAAGUUUGUGUCACUGCUUAGAUAACGCAGAGAUGGUUGCCUUCGGGAAAAGGUUGAAAGAAAGACAACUUGAAGAAUGGCAAGGAUAUUACAUAAAUUACAAACAAAUGAAGAAACGAGUAAAACAGUAUGCUCAACAAAUAGAACUCGGAACACUAGAUAGACGACAUGUACUAAAGGAUUUCUCAAGGAUGCUGGAUAAUCAGAUUGAGAAGAUUGUCCUUUUCCUUCUGGAACAGCAAGGAGUUUUGGCAAGCAGGAUCGCAAAGCUUGGAGAGGAGCAGGAUGCUGUUCAGCCGGAGCCUGAGUUACAAAAAAUAGCCAAACUACGCGAAGAUUAUAGAGCAGUGGGGCAAGAUUUAUUGAAGCUUUUCUCUUUUGUAGAGAUCAAUGCUAUUGGUCUGCGCAAGAUAUUGAAGAAGUUUGAUAAACGUUUUGGCUAUCGAUUCACCGAUUACUAUGUCAAAACUCGUGCUAACCAUCCUUACUCUCAGCUGCAGCAAGUUUUCAAGCAUGUGGGAUUUGGAGCUGUUGUGGGAGCCUUAUCUCGCAAUCUCCAUGAUCUUCAAGACCGCCACGGCAGCUACUUAUCAAUUUAUGAUCAGCCUACUCUUCCCCUUCAGGAUCCUGUCAUUGAUUCAAUAAGAGCAGCCGUUGACAGGUUAACCAACUCAACUAACUUUCUUAACUUUCUGGGUCAACAUGCACUCAUUAUGCAAGAGGAGCUGCCUGCACAUACUGAUGAGCCUAUCGAUGAUCAAAAAUAUCAUUUUAUGUCUCUUAUUCUGAACCUGGCUAAUACAUUUUUGUAUAUGGUGAACACAUAUAUCAUCGUCCCAACGGCAGAUGAUUACUCUGAGAGUCUUGGGGCUGCACCAACAGUUUGCGGUAUUGUGAUUGGAGCAAUGGCUGUUGCGCAGGUGUUUUCUUCCGUGUAUUUCAGUGCGUGGUCAAAUAAGUCCUACUUCAGACCACUUAUAUUCAGUAGCAUCACCCUUUUUCUCGGAAAUGCCCUGUAUGCAUUGGCAUAUGACCUUAAUUCAAUAUGGAUCCUCUUACUUGGUCGUCUUUGCUGUGGGUUAGGUUCUGCCAGAGCCGUUAACAGACGUUACAUCAGUGACUGCGUGCCCUUAAAAAUUCGUUUGCAAGCAUCAGCAGGUUUUGUUAGUGCGAGUGCUCUUGGAAUGGCUUGUGGUCCUGCAUUGGCUGGGUUACUGCAAAUAAAUUUUAAGAUCUACAAGAUCACAUUCAACCAAGAUACCUUGCCCGGGUGGGUCAUGGCUGCUGGCUGGCUCAUGUAUCUAAUAUGGUUGUCGUUCAGUUUUAAGGAACCUUCUCAUGAUAUUGAAGAGAAUCAUAAACCACGUAAAUCCAAUGCUGCAGAAAGCAGUGCACUUGAAAAAGGCCAAAAACAACCAUUGCUGGUUAGUUCAGAAAACAAAGCAGAUGAAGAAGCUCCGGAGGAUUGUGAUGGUAGUGAAGAAGCUCCACAGGAAUCGCGUAAACCAGCAAAUUCAAUUGGAUCAGCAUAUAGACUCCUUACUCCUUCUGUAAAGGUUCAGCUAUUGAUAUAUUUCAUGCUCAAAUAUGCAAUGGAGAUUUUGCUAUCAGAAUCUAGUGUCAUCACAACAUACUAUUUCAGCUGGUCAACGAGCACAGUCGCCAUUUUUCUUGCAUGCCUCGGCCUGACAGUUCUUCCUGUAAACAUUGUUGUUGGAAACUAUAUAAGCAAUAUGUUUGAGGACAGGCAAAUCCUGUUGGCAUCAGAAAUUAUGGUUUUCAUAGGCAUAAUCUGCAGCUUCAACUUGUUUUUUCCAUAUUCUGAGCCACAAUACAUCUGUUCAGGUCUGCUGAUGUUUGUUUCUGCUGAAGUACUUGAAGGGGUUAACUUGUCACUCCUUUCAAGAGUGAUGUCAUCGAGGCUUUCACGAGGAACCUACAAUGGAGGGCUCCUUUCAACGGAGGCCGGCACAAUCGCAAGAGUGAUAGCUGAUGCAACCAUCACACUGGCUGGCUACGUGGGUGUCAGCAGGCUCCUAAAUAUAACCCUUCUUCCUUCCCUCUUCAUUUGCAUAGCUUCCAUCUUAGCAACAUUCUACACUUAUAAUUCCUUAUAUUGAUUUUGCUGCCUGGAUCGAUGCCUUCCAAGGAGAGGAUUUGAUUUUUAAAACAAUUCACCUCCUUGUCAUUCUUGAAUGUUUUCAUGCAGUUCUUUCUAAUUUCUUUUGAUCUAGCUAUCAAGGUCCUUUAAUUUGGGCUACACAAAUCUUAGAUGUUAUUCAUGUAGGUUGGCCAAUUGUAAAUUUUUAGCUGAAUGUUCCUCAAACUAACACAAAUGGAUUUUCGUCUUUCAGUUUUUCUUGGGUUUUUUUAGCGGAGAAAACCUUGUCGCCAAGGAGUACCAAAAUAUUUUCAUGGUUUCUUUGUGCCGCUGAUGCACUUACCAAAUAACUUCAUUAGCCAAUAGUAAAAGAAAACGAUUAUUUCUUCUGAGACAGUUACUAGCUACUAGCUAGUAGCUAGCUAUAUAUGUGCACUAUGCACAUCAAGGUGGUGGUUGGUUCCUUUUUUUAUUUUAAUUUUAAUUGGUUUGGAUUUAUUAUUAAGUAUAUAUAUUGUAUUGUGUAUACAAACGUCAUGUUAGUUGGGCUUCAGUUUUACUUGUCGAACUACUGUCAUCUAUGACCAUUGUAAAAAUUCGUUGAAUUAAUUAAGCUUGUAAAUAUCAUCAACC